CUUUUCCCAUCGUGAACAGCAGACGUCCCCCCACGAAACAUCAUUUUGACACGCAGCGCUCCUCUUUUUUUUUUUUGGUCAUUGCUCGUCUCCAUUGUUUGGGGGAGGUGGGGGACAAGUAAUGCCUCAAGAGCCGCACUGUUGCUCUCCUUUGCGAGCCGAGCCGGAGAUGCUCCCAUAAGCUCCAUGUGCGCAGAGAAAGGUUAGACGCAGUUACCGGAGGGUCGCCACCACAUCACCCACUCUCCUCCCACCUCAUCACUACAUCAGUGGAGACCCGACAGAAAUUUCAUCCACUCCAGGGCGGAGUGAAUUCGAGGAAUCUAUUGAAAAGUGUGCGUGCUGUAAACAUGCGGGACUGUAGUGUUGGCAAGUGUGUUUGAGGACGAGGAGCAGUGCUGACCAGGGUAUGAGUGCAUCCCAGAGGGCGAUCUUUCGGAUGCUGAGUUGAGCUGAACCGGGGGCUGACAGGAGCAUCCGCCAUGGGGCUUGGACAGUCCAGCAAGUCCCCCAACACGGGUACCACAGACGAGGUCAAUUUUGACCACUUCCAGAUCCUGAGGGCAAUAGGAAAAGGAAGCUUUGGAAAGGUGUGCAUUGUGCAGAAGAAAGACACGAAGAAGAUGUACGCCAUGAAGUACAUGAACAAGCUGAAAUGUGUGGAGCGCAACGAAGUCAGGAACGUCUUAAAAGAGCUUCAGAUCAUGCAGAACCUGGAGCACCCAUUCCUGGUCAACAUCUGGUAUUCAUUCCAGGAUGAGGAAGACAUGUUCAUGGUGGUGGACUUGCUCCUGGGAGGAGACCUGCGUUAUCACCUCCAGCAGAACGUCCAUUUCUCUGAGGCCACGGUCAAACUGUACAUCUGCGAACUCGCCUUAGCCCUCGGGUACCUGCGCUCCAAGCACAUCAUACACAGAGACAUCAAGCCUGACAACAUACUACUGGAUGAACAUGGUCACGUCCACCUAACAGACUUCAACAUUGCAGCCAUUGUGAAGGACGACCUAAAGGCGACAUCCAUUGCAGGGACCAAGCCAUACAUGGCUCCUGAGCUCUUUCAGACAUUCGAAGGCUCCCACCCCGGCUACACCUUCUCAGUGGACUGGUGGUCAUUGGGCAUCACGGCUUACGAGCUGCUCCGAGGGCAGAGGCCGUACGUGAUGAGGUCCAGCACACCAGCCAAUGAGAUCCUUCACACCUUCCAUAAGGUCCACCUCAGCUUCCCAGCAGCCUGGUCCACAGAGAUGAAAUCACUUCUUAGAAAGUUGCUGUGCAUAGACGUCCAGAAGCGCAUUUCCUCUCAAGCGGAGCUGCAGGAUCUGGACUGCAUGUCGGACGUCAUCUGGGACACUGUGCUCAGCAAACUGAUUCCCCCAGGCUUUAUUCCCAAUAAAGGGCGACUGAACUGCGAUCCCACGUUUGAGUUGGAGGAGAUGAUCCUCGAAUCCAAACCGCUUCACAAAAAGAAGAAGAGGCUGGCCAGAAAGACCAAGGACCAGGGGUCCGAUGGGUCACCACAGAAUGGUCAGUUGCAGCAACGAUUGGAUAACGUCCAGAGAGACUUCAUCAUCUUCAACCGAGAAAAGUCCAAGAAAGCGGCGGUAGAUUCCGACUCGUCCCAACUGUCCACUAGCGACAAGAACAAAGCAAUAGAGGACGGUCAGAACAACAACGUCCAGCCCGUGCCCUUUUUAUCGGGAUAAGACUUGUGGGCUUUGAGGUCUGUGCUCUUCAUUAUCUCUCCAACAUGUUUGCCGCUUGUAGAUCAGCACCUAGAAAGAACCGAUGUUAGCGGGAUGCUGCGAUGCUUCAAACGACUGCUGGACGAACUUUUAACGGAAAGACAGGAUCGGGAUUUUGGGUCAGGAACUGUGGCCCCCAUCCUUGAAGGUCAUGGACUAGGAUUCGGACUUACUUGUCCAUCUGGUUUUUCUCAGCCCUGAGCUGAAUAAGAAACAAGGCGACACAGCUGCGAUGGCUUAGCUUAAAGGUCAGAUUUGUACAUUUCUCAUUAGCUGCUCGUCACAUUUUCAGGAGCGAGACUCCUAUUGGUUUUCAGAAUAUGCAAAAGAGGAUGUAGCUAAGAUCUGGUCUCGACCCGCCAAACUACACCAUAGCUCUGUAACUCGCAGACAACUUUGUGUCCAUUUUGUCAACAGACUGCAGCGUAACGUCGGUACCUAUGCAGAAGGGUACCAAAAAGUGGUAAAGUUUGGAUAGUUUAGUAGCUUUUACACCUUUUGACACCAAAUACAAAAUGUGUACAGAACAUUACUGUACUGCUUAAAUCCUGUCCAAUAUUCCCAAGGGGGGAAAAGCUUUCAUAAGUCAAACAAAACCUGGGAGUUCAACCUGUCAUGAAAACGAUGAACUUUUGCCGUGAUGCCACCAGUGACUGCAAAUAACACACAUGUGAUGAUAACCAUAGAACAGGAAGUACAACAUACUGAGUCACUUACAAUCACUUUGUUAGUUCCAGCAAUACAGACUGUAGGUGACAAUAUCACUCUUGGAACAUCAACUAGUUUCACUUUGUUUUAGUUUCGUUAUACUGUAGUUACUUGUAUGACAGUUAAGAAUGUUAUUUUAAUAAAUGUUUAUUAUUUCCUUAUGUGGCGCCUUUCCACAGAAUCGGUGCCAUUUGCAUCCCCAGGAAAUAAAAUGUUUAAAUGCACAAUGAAAUUAACAGUAAAUUACAUUCGAUUAAUUUACAUAUUAAAUGAAUACCCUUUAAAGGGGAACAUUAUCACAAUUUCAGAAGGGUUAAAACCAUUCAAAAUCAGUUCCCAGUGGCUUAGUUUAUUUUUCGAAGUUUUUUUCAAAAUUUUACCCAUCACGCAAUAUCCCUAAAAAAAAGCUUCAAAGUGCCUGAUUUUAACCAUCGUUAUAUACACCCGUCCAUUUUGAUAGAACAGCAAGCUAUAGCGACAUUAGCUCGGAUUCAGACUCGGAUUUCAGCGGCUUAAGCGAUUCAACAGAUAACGCAUGUAUUGAAACGGAUGGUUGUAGUGUGGAGGCAGGUAGCGAAAACGAAAUUGAAGAAGAAACUGAAGCUAUUGAGCCAUAUCGGUUUGAACCGCAUGCAAGCGAAACCGACGAAAACGACACGACAGCCAGCGACACGGGAGAAAGCGAGGACAAAUUCGGCGUUCGCCUUCUAACCAACGAUUGGUAUGUGUUUGUUUGGCAUUAAAGGAAACUAACAACUAUGAACUAGGUUUACAGCAUAUGAAAUACAUUUGGCAACAACAUGCACUUUGAGAGUGCAGACAGCCCAUUUCAGACGCGCUAAGAACAUAUAUUUUUCCACGAUUUCAGCACUCAGGUUAACCAUACCUAAAUAGACACAAAAUACUGCAUUACACAAGACUACUCGAAUGUACUCGAAUGAUUGAAAAAAAUAAAUGUUUUUAAGCUAAAUUAUUGGUAAACACAAUUUAUGUAUAAUAAUUUAUGUAAAACCGCGAGUAAUGAAUAAAGUUUUCAUCAAUUAAUAUAUUCUGUAGACAUACCCUCAUCCGCUUUAUUUCCUGAAAGCUGAUCUGUCCAGUUUUGGAGUUGAUGUCAGCAUCUGCUUUGAGUGUCGCAGGAUAUCCACACAUUCUUGCCAUCUCUGUCGUAGCAUAGCUUUCGUCGGUAAAGUGUGCGGAACAAACGACUGAUCAUUUCGUCGGCUUUCCCCACACCCUCGUAUUUUGAACGAAUUACGUCCAAUUUCUUGGCACUUUCACAUCUUUGGGCCACUGGUGCAACUUGAAUCCGUCCCUGUUCGUGUUGUUACACCCUCCGACAACACACCGACGAAAGUGAGAAAAUGGCGGAUUGCUUCCCGAUGUGACGUCAGCGAAUAAUAGAAAGGCGUUUAAUUCGCCAAAAUUCACCCAUUUAGAGUUCGGAAAUCGGUUAAAAAAAUAUAUGGUCUUUUUUCUGCAACAUCAAGGUAUAUAUUGACGCUUACAUAGGUCUGGUGAUAAUGUUCCCCUUUAAGAACUUAACUUGAACUACCUUGAACACUGGAAAAAAUAUCAUUUGUUGGCUGUGCCUGCUUCUGAAAAGUAGAAUUUACUGAGAAAUAUAAUUAAAUAUUAUAAGUUUUUUUUUACAUAAUGUUACUUCAACAGAAAACACUUGGCUCUCCAAGCAUCACCAUAAUGGCCAACUUUAAAAUGCAGCAGCGUAGUAGGCCUACGUAUUCAUUAAAAACAAGGCAGAGGUUUUUAUUCAACGAGUAUAUUUAAAAUAUUUGGCCCCUGUAACAUUACGCACAGUUUGAACAGUAACACUGACUUCUCUAACACAUUCAUGUUAGAGUAAUCUUGACUUUUCCAAAAGUACGUUUUUACUCACUUAUUUUUCUGCAUGUUCGAUGAUAUUU
Nerophis lumbriciformis (worm pipefish) is the source of this 4375-nucleotide messenger RNA. It is a transcript of the gene stk32a, whose product is annotated as serine/threonine kinase 32A. Gene Ontology annotation, biological process: protein phosphorylation; regulation of signal transduction; G protein-coupled receptor signaling pathway. The record is from RefSeq and is a predicted model, not a curated record. Gene Ontology annotation, molecular function: G protein-coupled receptor binding; G protein-coupled receptor kinase activity; ATP binding. Lineage: Eukaryota; Metazoa; Chordata; Actinopteri; Syngnathiformes; Syngnathidae.